Molecule: messenger RNA, 1805 nt
Organism: Pollicipes pollicipes
Lineage: Eukaryota; Metazoa; Arthropoda; Thecostraca; Pollicipedomorpha; Pollicipedidae
Gene: Vps25
Product: vacuolar protein sorting 25
Exons: 5
Coding region: 335-853 (172 amino acids)
Biological process (GO): protein transport to vacuole involved in ubiquitin-dependent protein catabolic process via the multivesicular body sorting pathway
Cellular component (GO): ESCRT II complex
Molecular function (GO): structural molecule activity; protein homodimerization activity
Source: RefSeq, a predicted model, not a curated record
CAGCCUUGCCCCAUACCAAGUGGGCGCGUUUCAUUUUGUUGGGGUCUGUGUGUUUGGUAUAUGGCGAAUGCUAUUCAGUAGGCGUCCGAGGACGUAUAUUGAGAUCGGCUCACUGCUUAAUGUUUUAAGAUAGGCAUCGACGUAUUUGUCUUUUGGGACUGAAAUAGGAUCCAAAGAUUUUACUGUGAAAAUCGUUAUUAAGCACGCCCGGCUCAUCUGACCUCUUGUGGUUACUUGUGGUAUUGUUUUGCAAAAGUUCCCUGAAUUUUACACAGUUCACACAGAUUGCACUGAGCUGGUCCCAUUCAGGGGUGAACAUAGCCUGAAGAAAACUAUGGCUGACUUUGAAUGGCCAUGGCAGUACAAGUUCCCACCAUUCUUCACGCUGCAGCCGAACACGGAGACGCGUCAGAAGCAGCUGGAGGCGUGGCGCGCGCUGAUUCUGGGCUUCUGCCGCCACCACCGCGUCUACAUCAUCGACCUCGCCGAGUACCUCGACUCGCCGCUCUUCAACAACGCAGACAUCAAACGCCGUCUUUCGGAGGAGUCGAUACAGGCGGUGCUGGAUGAACUGGCGUCCACAGGCCAUGUGGAGUGGAUUGACAAAUCCAAACGACGGUGUUACGUCUUCUGGCGCACGCCGACAGAGUGGGGUCAGCUGAUCUACGCCUGGGUGACCGAUAGCGGCAUGACCGGGUCCGUGUGCACAUUCUUCGAGCUGACCCAGGGCGACGACGUGGCCGACCAGCCGUUCCAGGGUCUGGCCGAGGAGGUGCUGCUGAAGGCGCUGGGGACGCUGCAGCAGGCCGGCAAGGCGGAGGUGAUGGGCACGGACGGCGUCAAGUUCUUCUAGCGCGCUGGAUGCCUCAUGCCUUCGGCGCCGGGUGCCCUCCUGUGGAACCUCCGCCUCCUCUGCCUCCGCCGGUGCCCGGUAUCCGGCCGGAGAACUGUUCUGUGUCGGCCUGCGCCGACAGCGUGAAGACUGCAGCGCGGCGGCGGCGCCGCUAGGGGGCUGCGGUGCUGACGCUGGUGACGCUCGCUCGGCGUACACCGAUCCCGCCGGCCCGCUGCGCCGCCGCUCGUCACGUGGGGAUGUGCGGCCCGGCUGCGGCCCCAGCCCAGUUCCAGCCCUAGCCCCAGCCCGGCCCCGGACCCGGCCCGGCUCUGGCGCCAUUGGGGCUUGGGAUGGACUCGGCGAUGCACAGAGUCCACCGCCCGGACUCGGGGAGGGGGGCUCGGGGCCGGUCGGCGGCCCUUUGCGUCCACUGUAUGCUGGUCGGGAGAUGUGCGCUCCAAUCGCCACGGGUCGAGCGAGGGCGUCGUACCGGCUGGGACCGCGUCGGACGGGGCUGGCGGCCGUUGCAAUCGCGUGCGCAGUGCUGAGACGAUAUUACACCGAGGAUGUAAUACGCCGUGGCUGCCCCUAUUGCUGGUGGACGCGUCUUUUUGUCGCCUUUUCGUAUGUGCGGCUGGCUUUGUUGUUCCAGCUGUCGGCUUGUGGUAUUUCUCAUCCUGUGAUCGAGCCCGGAUCCGAUCUUUCCGGAGAGGUGCUGGAGCCGACCGGCUCGCGCCCGGUUGCGAUGUGUGUGAUGGCGCCUGUACGCUCCCAGCGUCAUUAGAGCGGUGGUGACGCCCGCGUGUUGUCAUGGAGCUGCGGUCGGUGUCCGUCUGGCAGUGCAAUUGAAGAGACGGUCUGAGCGAGGCGCCUGCGCUGGAGGAAACAUUGCGACACACUAGCAUGAAGCUGGGUGAUGAGCUGAUGGCCAGCAGCCCAAUAAACGAAUGAGGGACAUCAUAUGGUCGAA